Messenger RNA from Propithecus coquereli (Coquerel's sifaka), 1208 nucleotides. It is a transcript of the gene APOL6, whose product is annotated as apolipoprotein L, 6. The record is from RefSeq and is a predicted model, not a curated record. The transcript has 4 exons. Gene Ontology annotation, cellular component: membrane; extracellular region. The coding region runs from base 156 to 1208 and encodes 350 amino acids. Gene Ontology annotation, biological process: lipid transport; lipoprotein metabolic process. Gene Ontology annotation, molecular function: lipid binding. NCBI's taxonomy places the organism in Eukaryota, Metazoa, Chordata, Mammalia, Primates, Indriidae.
UCUCCUCUACUCUUCCAUUUCUCCUUCUGCCGCCCAGACACUCACAGACGCCUGCUGGACCAGAGGCCCUCCGAGAGGCGAGGACAGAGGCACAGGACCACAAGCCACUUGUGAGAGCUCCGUGGACAGAAGAAAAUCGCUCGGCCCGCGGAGACAUGGAUUUGGCAUACCGCGCAUGGUCCACGCUGCGGGCCUUCCUGGGAGGGGACAAGGAGGAGGACGUCCCUCUAAGCAAAGAUGAGAAGCCAGAAGAUCAUCUGUCAGCUGAAGAAAAAAUAUUUUUGAGAGAGUUUCCCAGAUUGAAACAAGAUCUAGAAGUGAACAUUGAAAAGCUUCAUGCUCUUGCAGAGGAUAUCGACACAAGACACAAAAGAUUCACCAAGACCAGCCUGGUGGCCAACUCCGUUGCUGUCCUCUCUGGAGUUGUGUCCAUCUUGGGGUUAGCCCUGGCUCCAGUGACAGGAGGAGGGAGCCUGCUGCUCUCCACUGCUGGUCAAGGUUUGGGGACAGCAGCUGAAGUCACCAGCAUCGUGACCAGCCUAUUGGAUCGCUCGCACAAGAAAAAAGCCCAAGCUCAGGUCAGCAACCUAGUGGCCACCCAUGACAUAGAGGACGGUGAGGAUGAGGCCGAAGAAGAAUCCUAUAACUUAGCAGCCAGCCAGAUUGUCUGUAGUGUCGGCUACACUGCCAACAACAUGAAGAAGAGCCUCCGUGCCUUUCAGAAAGCCAAAGCCCACCCCCACUUGGCCAGUGCUGCCAAGCGCCUGAUGACCACUGGCCACAUCUCGGCCAGAAGGAGCAAGCAGGUGCAAAAGGCCUUUGGGGGAACAACACUGGCCAUGACAAAAAAUGCUCGCAUGCUGGGAAGUGUAGUGGCCGGCUUCAGCCUUGGCAUGGACUUGGCCGCUGUCUCGAGGGACUGGAAGCAGCUGCAGGAGGGAGCCAAGACAGAGCUUGCAGAUGAGCUGAGGGCCCAGGCUCAGAAACUGGAAAUGGAGCUGGUGGAACUCACUAAGCUCUACGAGAGCCUGCAGCAGCGGGUAAGGUCAAGAGUUCCCUCUCCGGGAAGGGCCAGGAGUGGCACAAGCCCCGCCACCACGGUCAGUCAGAACGGGAGUGCACCCAUCAGUCCUGAGAUGGAAUCUAUGCUCCAGAAGCGUGAGGAAGAGGCACCACAUUCACGCUCUCAUGGGGACAGUCAGCUAUGA